AUGAAGCCAGCUUCUCGCAUCAGCGGUGCGCUCCUCCGUCGUGCCAUCUACACUCCAUUGCGCGCCCACUCGCCCGCCAAUGGCAUCAUCCCCAGAGCGCUAGCCGUCAGCAAUGCCUCUGCCAUUCGAGCCUAUCGCCCGUCAAUGCCACUCAGAAGUAUCAUGCCAGACUCGGAGAAUCCUCCUCCAAAGGAAAGCGAGAGCAUUGACGAGCCUACUGUUCCGACCGACAUCCCCACAUCCGAGUUCCACGAGCGAGCAGACCAUUAUCUGAACGAACUUGUACAGAGACUGGAAGAGGCACAAGAGAAGGAACCUAAUAUCGAGGUGGACUACUCGGCUGGCGUCCUCGAAGUGACGGCUAAAGAGCACACGUUUGUGUUGAACAAGCAGCCCCCGAACAAGCAAAUCUGGCUCAGCUCCCCCAUAUCUGGACCGAAACGCUUUGACUGGGUCGUGUCACAGGAGGGUAUGGAGUUCAAGGAAGGUGGUGGCCAGGGAGAUUGGAUAUAUCUGCGCGAUGGAAGUUCCCUCACGGAGAUUCUUAGGAAAGAGUUGGGCGUGGAUGUCAGUGUGGAUGACCAGGUUCCGCGCUAA
Molecule: messenger RNA, 597 nt
Organism: Cucurbitaria berberidis CBS 394.84
Lineage: Eukaryota; Fungi; Ascomycota; Dothideomycetes; Pleosporales; Cucurbitariaceae
Product: arabinogalactan endo-1,4-beta-galactosidase
Exons: 2
Coding region: 1-597 (198 amino acids)
Biological process (GO): intracellular iron ion homeostasis; iron incorporation into metallo-sulfur cluster
Cellular component (GO): mitochondrion
Molecular function (GO): iron chaperone activity; ferric iron binding; ferroxidase activity
Source: RefSeq, a predicted model, not a curated record